Fundulus heteroclitus (mummichog) is the source of this 3408-nucleotide messenger RNA. RefSeq names its product RUN and FYVE domain containing 1 (gene rufy1). The record is from RefSeq and is a predicted model, not a curated record. The coding region runs from base 43 to 2196 and encodes 717 amino acids. Gene Ontology annotation, biological process: regulation of endocytosis; protein transport. Gene Ontology annotation, molecular function: metal ion binding. NCBI's taxonomy places the organism in Eukaryota, Metazoa, Chordata, Actinopteri, Cyprinodontiformes, Fundulidae. Gene Ontology annotation, cellular component: cytoplasm. The transcript is spliced from 17 exons.
UGGGUUCACGUGGAAAAACGAAGGAGGGCGGGGAGAACAAACAUGGCCGACCAAACAUUGGAGGUAAACACAGCUGUUGAGGACCGCGUAGAAAACCCAGAGCCAGAGGAGCCAGAAGUUUCGGGUCCGGCGACCGACGAUGAACCCGACCCCAGCCAGGGUCGGGACCCGCCCGAGACGUCGCACCCGGCCGCGGCAGAGGGCAGCUGGUCGGCUCCGCUCUUGUCCCUGGCUCGGAAGGCCACGGAGACGAUCAGCAGCGGGAUGAGCUACGCGACUGCUCCCAGGAAAGCCUCCCAGGACUCCGCGGCGGGGUCUCCGAACGAGAAGGAGGGCGGAAACGAGCCAGGCGGCUCGUCGGAAAAGCUCCCCGCUGUGCCCCUCAAAGACCCCAUGGCUAUAGAGAGAUCCAACCUGCUCAGCAUGCUGAAGCUCAGCAUCAAGGUGCUGAUCCAGUCCUCCCUCAGCCUGGGCAGGACUCUGGACUCCGAGUACCCUCCUCUCCAGCAGUUCUUCCUGGUCCUUGAACACUGCCUCAAGCACGGCCUUAAAGCCAAGAAGUCCUUUAUUGGGCCGAGCAGAUCCAUAUGGGGCCCUCUGGAGCUUGUUGAGAAGCUGUGUCCGGAGUCUGCCAACAUUGGCACCAGCGCCAGAGACCUGCCCGGCAUCAGGACGGGUUUAGGAAGGGCGCGGGCCUGGCUGCAUUUGGCGCUCAUGCAGAAGAAAGUAGCCGACUACCUGAAAGCCCUGCUGGACCGCAAGGACCUCCUGAGUGAGUUUUAUGACUCUGGAGCUUUAAUGCUGGAGGAGGAAGGAGCAGUGAUGGGGGGGCUGCUUGUUGGCCUCAACGUCAUUGAUGCUAAUCUGUGUAUUAAAGGGGAGGAUCUAGAUUCUCAGGUGGCAGUCAUUGACUUCUCCCUCUACCUGAAAGAUCCGGCCAACAGCGAGGCGCCUAAAGACGAUGCAAAGAUGACAGCCAUACUAGACCAGAAGCACUACAUCGAAGAACUGAAUCGGCACCUGAGCGGCACCGUCACCGACCUGCAGGCCAAGAUGGACUCUCUGGACAAGACCAACAGCAAGCUAGUGGAGGAGCUGACAGCUGCAACAGACAGAAUCAACUCUCUGCAGGAGGAACAGGAGCGGCUCAGACAGGAGAACGACUGCAUCCUGCUGACCAGCCAGAAAAAGGAAGAGGCAGCCCUUCAGGAUAGUCAGGCGGAGCUGGAGACAUACAGACAGACCCGGCAAGGUUUGGAUGAGAUGUACAACGUGGUGUGGAAACAGUACAAAGAAGAAAAGCGCAUCCGCCAGGAGCUGGAGCGCGAACUGGAGCUCCAGGUGGGCCUGAAGAAGGAGAUGGAGGUGGCCAUGAGGCUGCUGGAGAAGGACAUCAACGAGAAGCAGGACACUCUGGCAGCCCUGCGCCUCCAGCUGGACCAGGUCAAGACGCUUAACCUGCAGAUGUUCCACAAGGCACAGGACUCGGGGCGGCAAGCAGAGAAGAAGCAGGCGGAGGCGGUGCAGCUGGAGCAGAGGAUAAAUGAGAUGGAGAGAGCCAUGGUGGACCUGGAGCAGCGACUGCAGAAAUCGGAGCAGGAGCGUAAACAGACUGACCAAUCAGAUAGCGACAUGAGGGUGGAGCUGGAAGGGAAAGUGGAGGCUUUUCAGAAGCAGCUGACGGACCUGGACACGUUGAGAGCGGGCUUAGAGAACGAGCUGCGUGCAGAGAGGGAGCAGAGACAGAGCAUGCAGAAAGCUCUCCAGCGGGAGCAAGACAACAGCAGCGAACUGCGCACCCAGCUGCAGCAGCUCCAGGGCCUCCACACGGAGCUGCAGGAUCUGAGGAAAGAGAAAAAGCAGCUGCAGCAGAAGUGUGAACUGCAGGAGCAGACGCUGCAGGAGAUGGGCUUACACCUCAGCCAGUCUAAGCUGAAGAUGGAGGAUUUUAAGGAGGUAAACAAGGCCCUGAAGGGCCACGCCUGGAUGAAGGACGACGAGGCCACCAACUGCAAGCAAUGCCAGAAGGAGUUCUCCAUCGCGCGUAGAAAGCACCACUGCCGAAACUGCGGCGACAUCUACUGCAGCGGCUGUUCGAGCAACGAGCUCGCCCUGCCGUCCUACCCCCGGCCCGUGAGGGUGUGCGACAGCUGCCACGCCCUCUUGCUGCAGAGAAGUUCCUCCACAGGUUCCUGACAGAAACACCAGGAGCGCUCCACGCUGCCACAGAGACUCCCCGACACCGCAGAACCCCAGCCACUAACCAUAGGAGCUCAGCGGGCCGAUUACAAGCGGGUUUGGCGUUCCUUUGUCGACCUGAAAUUCAGGCGCACUCACUUGUCUGUACUAAACAACGGCUGACUUUAACACUGAUGGGGGAGGGGACUAAGACUACAUGCUCAUAGGCUGAAAGUAUAAAUAUCGGGGCUAGCUGUUGGAUCAGACUUAAAAUUAGUUCUGGAGCUGCACCAAUCAAGCUAAGUCUGCCGGUUUUAUUUCGAUUUGCAAAUAGAAUACGAGUUUUUCCAACUUAACUAAUAUGAAUAUCCUUGAUGCAUAAAUGGGGAUCUAAAUGAAUCUGCAAGAACCCACAGUAUCCUUUUGUGUUAGUGAUUAAAAAGACUAAUCUGAGCCGACCAAAGCCUGAUUGGUGCACCUCCAGCUACUUGUCUUUCCUAACAGAUAAAACUGGAUGUAUAUUAUGUAAAACCGAUGACUGUUAAGCUUUCUUCCUGGUAGUUUGUUGCUUUUUUAACUUCAGCGGCCUUGUUGCUGGACGCAAGUUUGUGUAAACAAUAAAUCACACCAUUUAAGAAUGUAUGAAAUUGUCUAACUUCUACAAAAAAAACAUUUAUAUAAUCUAAGAAUGACUGAAUUUUAUAAAUCUAUUUGAUAAGACAAUAAAGCAAAUUUUUCCCCCCAUGCUUAUUUCAUUAAGGUAUUCCAGACUAGUUUAUUCACUUUGUGCACAGAAAAUACAAAUAGCAUUCAAAGCUGUAAAAACCUCCAUGGUCGCAGAUCUUAGAUUCAUUUGCCGUUCACGUAGCCCUCAUCCAGAAUAAGUCCAAUGAACAGUCAGAACAUCAGGAAACAAAAACGCCUGCAAGCCAUGAAGUCAGAUUUUAACAGAAAAACUAUUAAGAAGCGAAAUGAGCUCGAACAUCCAAAAAUACCAGACAGUUUUUCUGCUCAUGCACUCUUUGAAUCGUGUAAAAGUCCAGAACCUUCAGAACCAGGCAGGUGAUCAGAGAACAAAACGUCACACUUGGGGACAAACGAACAUGUGGGUUUUGUAAUGAGCGGAAUGGGGAAGACGACACGUAAGUUACAAUUCUUGUGACAACAAAUGAUUUCACUUCUCUCUGUAAAUCACCCACUUUAAAAAAAAACAAAACAAAACAAAAAAAA